Molecule: messenger RNA, 1857 nt
Organism: Brenthis ino (lesser marbled fritillary)
Lineage: Eukaryota; Metazoa; Arthropoda; Insecta; Lepidoptera; Nymphalidae
Source: the annotation of a GenBank genome assembly
AUGUGGCGCCAACAGUUUUGUAAGGUAUUAAUAUUAUUUUUCUUGUGUUUACAUUUGUCAACACAAGUAAAAAAACAGAAAACAUCUGUUAUAACAGAUAUCGAUGAUAUAAAGGAGUUUAAAAAGUUACUAAGAACAAAAACAAAUGUAUUGAUCUUGUAUAUAAAUAACCAUAAAUCGUCUCAGUCUGUGCUUGACGUAUUCAAAGAAGCUGCUGAUAACAUGAAAGGUCAAGCUACACUGGUAGUUAUUGAUUGUAAUGGGAGUGAAGGAAAAAAGCUAUGUAAAAAGUUAAAAACUAUGACAGAGGGACAACUGUCAGUGCAAUGGUUAACUUCCUACGAGAUCCUACUGGUUCCAUGGGAGGAAGAUCCAGAAGCUGCAGACAUAGUUCAUCUUGCUGAUGCAGAUGCUUUAUCGAAGUUUUUGAAGAAAGGAAUAGCAACAUAUAAGAAGUCCAUGAUAAUGUUCUAUGCUCCUUGGUGUGGGUAUUGUAAAUCACUCAAACCAGACUAUGUAGCUGCUGCAGCCGAUUUAAAGGGUGAAGCAUUCUUGGCUGCAAUAGAUGUAUCAAAACCAGGAAACUCUAAAAUCAGACAAGUUUACAACAUUACUGGAUUCCCCACAUUAUUGUUCUUUGAGAAAGGACAGUUCCGUUUCCCAUACAAUGGAGAUAACAAGCACCAAGCGAUUGUCGACUUCAUGAGAGACCCAACAUCUCAGCAGAAAAAGAAAGAAGUGGUUGACGAAAGCUGGUCUCAAGACUCUGACGUUGUACACUUAACUGGUGAAACGUUCGACAGUGUGCUGUCUAAGGCUGAGAACGCACUAGUUGUGUUCUACGCACCUUGGUGCGGUCACUGCAAGCGUAUUAAGCCCGAGUUUGAAAAAGCUGCUACAAGGAUUAAAGAUGAGAAGAUCAACGGUCUAUUGGCGGCUGUGGAUGCAACACAACACUCUGAUUUGGCCUCUCGGUUUGGAGUGAAAGGAUAUCCUACACUGAAGUACUUUAGCAAGGGUGAAUACAAGUACGAUGCGGGACACGCACGUCAGGAAGAGCAGAUUAUUGAGUUUAUUAAGUCACCUCAAGAGCCUCCUCCGCCACCGCCACCAGAAACUCCAUGGUCUGAAGAAGAAUCACCUGUUCGACAUCUUGACCUAUCAACGUUUAGAAAUACACUGCGGAAAAUAAAACAUGCUAUAAUCAUGUUCUAUGCACCAUGGUGUGGCCACUGCAAAAGCACUAAGCCCGAGUUUGUGAGAGCUGCAGAGAAGUUUGCAGACGAACUAAUGGUAGCCUUCGGUGCGGUCGAUUGUACUAAACAACAGGAACUGUGUGCGAACUAUGAUGUUAAGGGCUACCCGACCAUCAAAUAUUUUAGCUAUUUCGAUAAAACAGUGCAAGAUUAUAGCGGAGGAAGAAAGGAAGCGGAUUUCGUGUCAUUCAUACACAGUCAAAUGGGUGAACUUCAAACACCGCAGAAGAUUAAAAGCAACCAGGACGCUGGCUUCGGUGUCAACGUUCAAUUGGCAGAUGAUAAUAACUUCCAAGAUAUAAUAUCUUCGUCCGAACCAACAUUUGUCAUGUUUUAUGCCACUUGGUGCAGCCAUUGUUCAACUGUGAAACCGGCGUUCAGUCGUCUAGCAACGGCCUUAAAGAAGGACAAUAUUCCAGUGAAAGCUAUAGCUAUAGAAGCAGCGGAUAAUUCCAAAGUAGCAGAUUUCGCCUCAAUACAGACACUGCCAACAUUCAAAAUAUACGCUUCAGGUAAACUAUUAGCUGAUUAUGAAGGCGAUAGGUCUAUGGAAGACAUGUUUAAAUUUUGCAAAUCAUACGCCAAAACAAAGGAUGAGUUG